Molecule: messenger RNA, 1968 nt
Organism: Leptopilina heterotoma
Lineage: Eukaryota; Metazoa; Arthropoda; Insecta; Hymenoptera; Figitidae
Exons: 3
Coding region: 1-1968 (655 amino acids)
Molecular function (GO): nucleic acid binding; RNA-DNA hybrid ribonuclease activity
Source: RefSeq, a predicted model, not a curated record
AUGGGCUUGAAACUAAUAUGGGGUAUAAUAAGAGGUUUUCAAGCCCGUAACACUUCAAGAUCUACUGGAAUAUAUAAUGAUCCUAAUAACCCUGCAAUUCUUAAACUCCAGAAUGAACUCGAUCGCAAUCCACAAACAACGUAUGUAGGUCUCCCUCAGGGUGGUGUUUUGUCGCAUCUCCUUUAUAAUGUAUACACUACCUCUAUUCUCAAUCAUAUUGGACCAAACACCAAAACAACAAUAUACGUUGAUGAUAUUUUUUUAUAUGCUUCUUGUCAUACUGUUCAGGAAGGAUUAGCAGAAUUACAACACUCUAUAGAACUCCUCUCUGAUUGGCUUGAAUCAAUUGGACUCAUUAUAUCGAUACCUAAAUGUAACUUCUGUUUGUUUACUAAAGCACAGAUCGAUUACAGUGAUAUCUUUUUGGAAGUAAAUGGUGUUCUAAUUCCUUGUCAGAGGGAAAUUAAGUAUCUCGAAAAAACGGCUAAAGCUAUCAACACCUUAAAAGCACUUGCUCGCGUUUCCCGGGGCGCAUCUUCUGAAUCCUUGUUGUUGGUUUUUAAGGGCCUGAUUCGAGCAUAUCUUAAAUGGGGUUCAGUGCUAUUUAUGGAGGCUGCUCAGUAUUUCUUGAAAAUUUUGGAUACUCAACAAUUUAAAGCAUUGCGCAUAUUUUUGGGAUGCAUGUCCUCAACUCCCUUGUACUUUUUACUUGUUGAGUCUGGAGAAAUACCUUUGGAAAUGAGAAGAAUUCUGUUGGCUAAACGUUUUAUUGCAAGAAAUUUUACAUGGUCUGAAAACCCUCUUAGACCCAAAUUAAUCCUAUUAAAAACUAGAAUUGAUAGAAAUAAUAGACCGAAACAAUAUAUAAUUAAUUCAGGUAUUUACAAAGUGUACACACAAAUUGAAAGGGACUUGAAUACUUGCUUUCCAUCAAGACGACCAUUGUAUUUUGAUUCUGAAUGGACUUCUAUAAAUCUUAAAAUAAAUUCUAAUAUUACUUUGGGCUAUGAUCUUAAAGGAUCACAGCAACCAGACAUUAAUCUUAACACCUUCCUAACUAACAAUUUUCCACAUGCAGUGCAUGUAUAUACUGACGGUUCUUCCAACCCCCAAAGGAAAAAAGCUGGGGCUGGAUUUUAUAUUUCCCAAUUGAAUAUUCGAUAUGGUGUUCCGGUCGUUGAAUCCUCUUCCCCGCUCACAACAGAAUUAUAUGCCAUAUACAUUUCUGUAAAAUACAUAAUCACAGAAAACAUUACACAAGCUGUAAUAAUUACAGACUCUCUCGACUCAAUAAAUUUAAUAAACAAAAGACACUAUCUUGCACACUCUGACUCAGUUAUUCCCCAUAGAAUUGCUGAUUUAAUCACACAAACACAAAAUGACACAAGAAUUGACUUUAUUUGGAUUCCAGCACAUAGUAGUAGUAAGGGUAAUAAUAUAGCAGAUAGGAUUGCUAAAGAUGCAUCUGCUCUUCCAUUCAUUCAGAAAAAGAUUGCCUCUCUUAAUGAUUUAUUUUCUAAAUUCAAGCAAUACAAUAACAUACAAAAAGCACAAUUAUGGCCUUAUAAAAACACUACAAUUACAGCAAAUAGAGUACUACAAAAAAUACAAUACAAAACCAAAAGACCUUGGUUUUGUGGAUUAGAGCUGCCUAGAGGUUGCACUACACUAAUAACGCGAUUAAGGAUUAAUCAUAUAUGUACAGCGGAACAUUUUGAAAAGAUGAAAUGGAAUUUGCCCAUGGAAUGUAACUGCGGGGAGGCCCAAAAAACAUUGACUCAUUUAUUAAAUGACUGCCCUUUGUUAUCUCCGGGACGACCUGAAUUUUUUAGUUACUUGAAUUCCCUCUCGGGAAUUCUCACUACUCCACUUGCAAAUCUGGAUAAUUUUAUCUUUCAACCUACAAAAGAACUGGCAGCCGCCAUCCAUAAAUUUUUUAAUCAACAGGAUUCUAAGGUUAUUAUUUGA